UAUUGAUAUUGAUAACAUUAAAUUAAGAUGUCCAAUCCCAGCAAUCCUUUUGCUGGCCUACUCGGUGCAUCAGAUGGUAAAGCUACUAACGAAAAUGAUAGUUCAAGUCCUGAACAAUUAGAUGUUGAUUUAAAGCAAUCACAGGAUACAGAGAAGAUAAAAACAAUAAAUAAUAUAGUUCAAAAUGUGUUUCACUUUACAAUAAACUCUAAUGCUGUUGAAGGGCAAUCUGAUAUUCAAUUAGUGUACCUAGAAGAGCUUGCUCAAGCUAUGUACCCACGAAUCCACAUCGACUUAGAAGCAUUAGAACAAGCUCUUUUUGAAAGACUUUUGUUACAAGAAAUCCAGCAAAGUGUAAUUCCUAGAAACUGCACUGCUUUUAAAGAACAUGUUAUACAAAAUCAAGUGUUUCCUUACUUGUUUAGUUCUAUGGAAAAUAUUCUCAGUUACAACCAAUAUGAUAAAUCAUAUAUACGAAGUGCUUUAGAAAAAAUGAAGGAACUUAUUUUUCGAAAUGCAGUUACUGCUCUGAAACAGCCAGCAUUAUUUGAAGGACAGGAUUUUUCUUCACAGCUAGUAGAAAUAUUACAACAUGUUGUACCUCAAAGCCAUACAUUUUUCAAUGAUUUAGUUAAUGCAUUUGUUGCUGAUGGUGAUAAAGACUGUCAAAUGCAAUUAAAAGAUACAAUGAUGCCUGUUCUACAAAAAAUCCACACAGAUAUAAAUAAAUCAAAUUUAAUCAAUCUGCCGAUAUAUAUUUUACCAUCCAUACAACUAUUUGCAAAUAAUACAAAUUUAGCGCAAAUAUUGCUUGAAUCCUGUGAACCAAAGAUUGAAACAAAUGGACGAUUAUACCAGGAUUCUGUGAUUGGUGCCUUGUUGAGUCUUUCUGUUCUCCCUCGCACUGCUACAGGCAUGCCUGAGUUUUUUGACAACCCAUUAGAUCAGGCAGCAACAUCAAUGGUGGAAACUUCAAUUUGGAAUGCAACAUCACAUCUAACAAAUAAUUUACACAAAAUAUUCUUGACUCUUUUAAAAGGAGGACCCCAAAUAAAAAAUAGGUUAUUGUCUUGGAUUGGAAAGUGCCUCAAAACCAAUCUUGCUAGAGGAAAAUUGUGGAAUAUUCAGGCAGAAAUGAACGCAGUUUCAAUGACUUGUGUCUCCGAUGGCUUUAUGUUAAAUCUCGGUGCAGUACUUCUACACUUGUGUCAACCGUUCUGUACAAAGCCUGAUGAUCCAAAGUCACUUAAAAUAGAUCCUACUUAUGGCGCAGUUCCUCCAGAAGAAUGUGCAGCUAAAUCAGUUCAUUUGGAUUGUUUACAUAAUGAAACAUGUUUGUUGCCCGCUCGGGAAUCAGAAGAUGGGCAGGCUAUUAAACGUCCAACAUCCGACACUUACAAUUUUGUGACUGAAUGCUUCUUUAUGACACAGAAGUGCAUUGAUUUAGGUGUACGUGUGUGUUCGGAGAAGCUUUACCGCUGCGGGCAAGAUCUUGGCCGUGCGCAGCGAGCGCUAACCGACGUGUCAGUCGCACACCGCGCCCACGACUCUUUGCGGCGCCGCACGCACUUUCUUAUGACCAAGUUCCUGAGCUACCGCAGCGCGUUGCUGGAGAAGGAAAUGCUGACCAACCUGCACCGGCUGCAGGCGACCACGUGCACGUGGCUGGUGCAGGUGGCCAGCGGCUCCGGCGCGCCGCCGCACGCGCCCGCCGAGACGCGCGCGCUGCGCCUGCCGCUCGCCGCGCCGCCGCCCGACACGCUGCGGUGCGUUCCAGAGUUUGUUCUAGAGAACAUAGUGGUGCUGAUAACGAUGGCGCGACGUACGGUGGGCGCCAUCACCGACGAAGCGGACGUCGCAGGUCUAUUGCAGCCUGCUCUCACACUCGUUCUUACUUUCAUGGGUGAUUCGAGUAGGACGUAUAAUCCGCAUUUGAGGGCUCGCCUUGCAGAAUGUCUUGAAGCAAUGCUUCCAAAUCAUCCCGAUGACCAGCAGCCUUUGAGUAAUAUAGCAUCGUUUUAUAGAGAGCAACUUUUUAAAGAACACCCACAUCGAUCUCAGCUUGUUCCCUGCCUUCUGGAUGUAUUUGUCGGUAUAGAAAUGACUGGGCAGAGUGUGCAGUUCGAACAGAAGUUUAACUAUCGCCGACCCAUGUACCUUGUAAUGGAUUUCUUAUGGGGUAUUGAAGAACAUCGGGACGCCUUUAUGAGGUUGGCUAGAGAAGCCGAAACUAACAUGGAAGCUGUACACCCACCAUUAUUUUUACGUUUUGUUAAUUUAUUAAUGAAUGAUGCUAUUUUCUUACUUGAUGAGGCACUUGGAAACAUGGCACAAAUACGGACAAUGCAGACUGCACAGGAGUCGGGCGCGUGGAACUCGCUGUCUGCUGCGGAGCGCGAGCAGAACGUCGCCAGCCUGGCGCACACGGGCAUGCUGGCGCGCUUCGACAACAUCCUGGGCCGCGACACCGUGCGCGCGCUGGUGCGGCUCACGGCGCUCGCGCCGCGCGUCUUCUGCCACCCCACGCUGGUGGAGCGCAUCGCCUCCAUGCUCAACUACUUCCUGCUGCACCUCGUCGGGCCCAACAAGAAGAACUUCAAGGUAAAAGACAUGAAAGAGUACGAAUUUGAACCGGCUAAUACGGUGCUGGACAUCUGCCGUAUGUACGUCGAGCUCGGGAACAAUGAACGUUUCUGUGCCGCGGUUUCAGAUGACGGCCGGUCUUAUUCACCACAACUGUUCACACUGGCCGAGGCUGUUUUAGUACGUAUCGGAGGCGGUGGUCUAAUAAGUUCUUUACAAGAAGUAGCGAAUCGCGUGAGCGCUAUAGCCGAACAGAGACAACGAGAUGAGGAGAUACUUGCGAACGCGCCCGAGGAGUUCCUGGACCCCAUCAUGAGUACCAUCAUGUUGGAUCCCGUGAUACUACCCAGUUCAAGGACCACGGUAGACCGAACUACGAUCGCUAGGCAUCUUCUAAGUGACCAAUCUGAUCCAUUCAAUCGCUCACCGCUAUCUAUGGAUCAAGUGAAAUCAAAUACAGAACUGAAGGAAAGAAUACAUGCAUGGAUUAAUGAGCAGAAACAAAACAACAGGACUGGUACCUCUUAAAACUACAGCUUUUUAUAUAUUUACAUUUUAAAAACUAGAUAAGCUAGAAAGUUUCAUGUCAAUAUUAUUGUCGUUUGUAAUUUUUGUAAAACUCAUAAUCGUAAGAUUUUAAACUACCCGCAAUGAUUGUCUUAUUCCUGGUAUGCUAAAUUGUUUUAACAAAUAUUUAACGGAAUUCUUUCUGUAGUUUAAUUAUUUUCGUGAAGGUUUUCUACUGUAUUCAAAACUGUUAGGUUCCUUCUAGCUAUCUCUCUUAUAAAAAAUAAAUUAGAUGUUUAAAAACUAAUGAGACCAAUAAACAUACUGUCUUACUAAUACAGAAUAUCAAAAAAUUCAUAAAUAAUAAAAACCGUGACAGAGUUCCGUUCUACAAAAAAAAUAGAAGAAAAAAAUAGUUUUUUUCGAGAAACUUGGUGGACUUCUAAAAAUAAGUCUAUUUUACUCUGUGUCAAUGCAAUUGCAUAUUUCGGUAUGAAGCAAAUCAAGCAGCACAGACUACACAAGAAUCGAUUGUUAUACAUAUGAGGUUAACCUCUACUAUGGAGGGCAGAGGAAAGGAGAACCGCUGAGUUCAAAUAUUUGUAAAUUUUCAUGAGUAAAGUAGUUUAUAGUAGAAUGCCAGUACCUAUAUAAAACUAUUUACGUAGUCUAAAAUGAUUUAAUAAAUAUAACCAAAAUACUGCUGUGAGAAAA
Melitaea cinxia (Glanville fritillary) is the source of this 3804-nucleotide messenger RNA. It is a transcript of the gene Ube4A, whose product is annotated as ubiquitin conjugation factor E4 A. Gene Ontology annotation, cellular component: cytoplasm; ubiquitin ligase complex; nucleus. NCBI's taxonomy places the organism in Eukaryota, Metazoa, Arthropoda, Insecta, Lepidoptera, Nymphalidae. The record is from RefSeq and is a predicted model, not a curated record. Gene Ontology annotation, molecular function: ubiquitin-ubiquitin ligase activity. The coding region runs from base 28 to 3111 and encodes 1027 amino acids. Gene Ontology annotation, biological process: protein polyubiquitination. The transcript has 16 exons.